UAUAGACGUUUAUAAGAAGUAGAAGGGCAAAAAAGAUUAAAAAUCAAACCAAUGACCACAGAAAAGUACCACCAGAAAAUUUCAAACUCAAUAGUCAAUAUUCCAACUCAAUCGCAAACUGUUAAUCGAAUUAUCGUCAAGGUACUUAAUUAAUAAUUAUCAACACCUUUGCAUAUUGGACCCACCAAUUGAUCUUAAGGGAAAGGUUUCCCAAAAUUAAUUUAUCCAUAGUAAAAUCACCAAAAUGAAAAACAAAAUGUUUAGCAAAAAUACUAUUGAACUCCAUCGAGUUGUUUAAGCUAAACCCAAAAGACAGGAGAAUCAAUUGAAAACAUUAAACCAGUUGAAAGGGAGAGAGAGAGACCAGUCACCAGGUUGUUCAGUAGAGUAGAUUAUCCCGUUUAUCCCUUAGAACUCUUAGAAGUAGUUUAUCAGAGGAAAAGUCAUCUGAAAGUAGUUCUUUGUAUACUUCCACUCUUGAAGAAAUAUACGUCUACUUCACACCUUUACAAUAUACAAAAGUUGUUUAGUAUUGAUUUUUAAAAUUAUGUACUUUUUUUUCCAGUUUAAAACAGGGCUUCAAACCCGUACCCGAAUACCCGAAUACCCGAACAAAAAUCCAUAAAUUUCUGUACCCGAACCCGUACUCUUACCCGAAAAAAUAAAACAAGGAAUACCUGUACCCGAACCCGUACCCGAUUAAACUAUUUUGAACCCGAAUACCCGAUAGAUCGGGUAUUUUUUCAGGUAUUUCAUCAAAAUUGUAUCAAAAAUGGCGAAAAUUGAAGAAAAUCCCAUACCCGUACCCGAAAAUUUUCUGUACCCGUACCCGAUCCUCUGAAAAAAAUUUCUGUACCCAUACCCGAUACCCGUACCCGAAAACGUUUGGGUUUGAAGCCCUGGUUUAAAAUUCUCAAUACCUAAUGAGUCAGAUAAGAGAAUUUGUGUUGAGAAUUGGCGAUGUACUUCCCAAAGGACCACAGCCGAAUGAUGCCGUCUACUUUUUGCCGCUGUACAUUUUGCAAUACCAAGUGCUUUUAGCUGCACGCCUCUUUCAAUGACUUAUGAGAACAACUGGCCUCUUCGAAGGAUGUACUGCAGAAAUAUUGCCUCCUAUAUGUGUGCGACAUUACGUUUAGAUUUUUGCAUUCUAGAAGAUAGCAACUUUUUCUAUUUAAGCGUCAGUGUGCCUACUUAUUGUUACACGAAAACUAGUGAAAACUCAGAUGAGAACAAAAUUGACUCGGAUGAGAAUGAAAUUGACUCAGAUAAGCUUGAAAGUGAAGUUUACACUAUUCGUAAUAUCAUAAAUUUAAUUGGUGAUAAAGUAUUCAACAAGUUCGUAACACUCGAUCACAAAACCAAGCAAGCAGAAUUUUCUCAUUAUGGUAUUGACUUUAAGUUACCUAAACUUGAAGAUCCUAAGAAGCAACCUGCUGUUGAACAGAAAGAAAGACAAAAAAUAACUAAUAUGGGCUUGAGUGCCACUACCUCAACUGAUAUACCUGCAGGUGAUUCCAUAAUACUAGAAUCAGACUGGAAGCAAUUAUGUACCCUGAAGGGAAACAGUUUGCCAAAUGAAAGUUCAAGACUCCUAGCCACUAUUCUUUGGUUUUCUAUAGGAUAUCAAUCCAAUGAACAAAAUUAAAUGGAAACAUGGCCAGUAGAUAUCAAGUACAAAGGAACUUUAGUACCGUAUAUGUUUCAGUAUAAAGUCUUUUACUUUUCCAUGUUAGAUAAUGGAAAAGAGUUCUUUUUAGUGGUUCGUGUAAGUAAUAGAAUCAUGGCUGUUUUUUUGAAAAUUUGAUUUAUCUGAUUUUUAUGUAAAUUAGGAUAACAUUUUUAAAUGUUGAUUAGGAUGAAAAUCAUUCUUUUGUGAUUUCCCGAAAACUUACAAAGAAACUAGUGCCUAAAUUUAAAAACAGAAUAGAGUUCAUUGAUUCCUGUAAAUUACGUGCCAUUAAUGCAUGGGUGUCCGCACUUUUUACACAUGUGUAGGUAUUCACUUUUUGUUGUAUAAAUAGUAAUAAUGUGAUAUAUUUUAAUGUAAUUGUACGUUUAGUUUACAGAAGGCAUAUACUCGAUUAUUGGAUGAAGAUGAAGAGAGAUCAUGGAUCAGUGAUUCAAGCAUAUCUCUCACUAGUGACAACGAGUUCGAGUUUGUGUAGAUAGUUUAUCCUUCAAGUUCACUUAGAUAUAAAUGUAGUGUGCCUUAUCUAGUCUAAUUGUACUAAAUACAUAUAAUUUUUCAAAGAAA
This is a messenger RNA of Planococcus citri (citrus mealybug), 2257 nucleotides long. RefSeq lists its product as uncharacterized. The transcript has 5 exons. Bases 1058 to 1648 code for a protein of 196 amino acids. The record is from RefSeq and is a predicted model, not a curated record. Lineage: Eukaryota; Metazoa; Arthropoda; Insecta; Hemiptera; Pseudococcidae.